AUGAAACAGUUGAGAUCGCACAACCCCUUUGCUCUUCUCGACGACGAGGAUUCUCCCUCUGUUCCCGUUUCUUCUGGCCCCGUCAAGGAGGUUGUCAAGAACACCACUUCCUCCAAGAAGGCUGAUGCUGCUCCUGCUCGUGCCAACCCUGCCCGUGCUACCGGUAACAAGAAGCCCCUUAGUGGAAAUGAGGCUGCCUUGAAGGACAAGAACGUUGGCCGUGCCAACAACCGUUCCAGAGGUGGUGCCGAGGGUGAGACCCCCCGUUCUAAGACCAACAACCGUCGUUUCGACCGUCACUCUCAAACUGGCAAGACCGACUCUGACAAGAAGGUUAACAAGGCCUGGGGUGAUGACAAGAAGAAACUCGAUGACGAGGCUGCUGCCGAGUCUAUUGCCAAGGAGGAUGCCACUGAGGCUGAAUCUGCCGAGGCCGCUCCUGCUGAGGAGGAGGCUGAUAACACCAAGACUCUUGAGGAGUACUAUGCUGAGCUCAACGCUAAGAACGCUGAGCUCAAUGCUUCCCGUUCCGCCCGUAAGGCUAACGAGGGUGUUGAGGAUGCCAAGUGGGCCAAUGCCAACGAGGUUAAGAAGUCUGACGAGGAGCUCGUUCCCGAAGCUCGUUCCAAGGCUGUCCGUACCAAGACCAGAAAGGAGAAGACCAUCAUUGAGGCCGACGUCUCUUUCUCCGGUCCUGCUCGUCCUGCUAACAACCGUGGCGACCGUAGCGAGCGCCCUGCUCGUGGUGGUGCCCGUAACGGACCCCGUCGUAACAACGCCAACAACAACAACCAAGGACGUGGCCGUGCUGGUGCCCAAGCCAAGGUCAACAUCACCUCUCAAGCUGACUUCCCCACCUUGGGCAACUAA
Messenger RNA from Sugiyamaella lignohabitans, 870 nucleotides. It is a transcript of the gene STM1, whose product is annotated as Stm1p. The transcript is spliced from 2 exons. The record is from RefSeq and is a predicted model, not a curated record. Gene Ontology annotation, molecular function: RNA binding. NCBI's taxonomy places the organism in Eukaryota, Fungi, Ascomycota, Dipodascomycetes, Dipodascales, Trichomonascaceae. Bases 1 to 870 code for a protein of 289 amino acids. Gene Ontology annotation, cellular component: cytoplasm; nucleus.